This is a messenger RNA of Linnemannia hyalina, 1674 nucleotides long. The record is from the annotation of a GenBank genome assembly. Lineage: Eukaryota; Fungi; Mortierellomycota; Mortierellomycetes; Mortierellales; Mortierellaceae.
AUGGGUGCCCAUGAACUUCAGCCGGUCACCACAAUCCCCUCGGUUCAUUCCGAGUCCACUCUCGCCAUGCCCACUGAUAUAAAUGAAAAGAAUAAGGAGUCAGCCUCAGCACACGGUCAGCUCGACCCCGGUCCACCACAACUGGCCGACAAGGAGGUCGUCACCCUCCCCUUCAAGGAGCUCAUCGUCGUCUUCGUCGGUCUCAUGCUCGGAGUCUUCCUCUCUUCCCUCGACCAAACCAUCGUCUCUGUCUGCACACCCAAGAUCGCCAACGAGUUCAAGGCUUUGAACGAGGUUCCAUGGGUCGGAACUUCCUACCUCCUCACCUCCACCGCCUUCCAGCCUCUCUACGGACGCUUCUCUGAUAUCUUUGGUCGCAAGGCUACUUUCCUUUUUGCCAUUGUUGUCUUCUUGAUCGGUUCGGCUCUUUGUGGUGCCUCCCAAAACAUGACAAUGAUGAUCGUCUCUCGCGGCAUCGCUGGUGUUGGUGCUGGUGGUAUCAUGUCCAUGGUCAUGAUCAUUAUCACUGACUUGGUCUCCCUUCGCGACCGUGGCAAGUACCAGGGUAUCAUCGGAGCCUGCUUUGGUAUCUCUUCCGUCAUUGGUCCUCUUCUCGGUGGUGUCUUUACCGACCACGCCUCGUGGCGCUGGGCUUUCUUCAUCAACUUGCCCAUUGGAGCCGUGACCAUUAUCGCCAUCGUUAAGUUGCUCCACCUCCCCCAUGCCACCGGCUCCUUCAAGGAGAAGGUCAAGCGCAUCGACAUCUUGGGCUCCAUCACCUUGGUCGCUGGAUUGGUUCUUGUUCUCUUGCCCCUCAACUGGGGUGGAUCGACCUACGCGUGGAACUCACCCAUCGUCAUUGGACUCUUCUGCGCUGGAUUUGCCGUUCUCAUCAUCUUCUGCUUGAUCGAGUGGAAGCAAGCUGCCGAGCCUAUCAUCCCCUUCCGUCUCUUCAAGAGCCGCACCAACGUCGCCGUCUUUGCCUCGUCCUUCUUCCUCGGUAUGGGCUUCUUUGGUGUCAUGUUCUUCAUGCCCCUCUACUUCCAGAUCGUUCGCCAGGAGACUGCUACCUCUGCCGGUCUUGAGAUGCUCCCCUUGGUCGGUGGUCUUCUUAUCACCUCCAUCUCGUCUGGCGUCAUGGUCUCCAAGUGGGGUCAGUACCGCCCCUUUAUCUGGGUCGGAUUCAUCCUCGCCACUACCGGUAUUGGUCUCCUCACCCUCCUCAAGGUCGACUCUGGCCGUGGCGCCCCCAUUGGCUUCAUGUUGAUCAUCGGUCUCGGUCUCGGUCUCUGCAUGCAGACCUUGAUGCUCGCCAUCCAGUCCUCGGUCGUGACCAAGGAUAUCGCCGUCGCUACCGCCAACGCCACCUUCUUCCGUACCGUAGGAUCGGUUAUGGGUGUUGCCAUUGCCGGAACUGUCUUCAACAACGGUGUGAAGACCCACCUCGCCCCCAUCAUUGCCAUCUAUCCCGAUGUCGUCAACGUCAUUGCUGACUCAUACUUGGCCCCAUCCUUUGGCGCUGUCCUCGAGCAGCAGAUCUUGGAUGCUUACAUGCAGGCCAUCCGCUCUGCCUUCAUUGUCUGUGUCCCUUUCAUGGGUCUUGGCUUCUUGAGCAGUUUGUUCAUCCAGCACAACAAGCUCCGCCGUGCUAUGGGCCCUACUCCCAUGGAGUAA